Molecule: messenger RNA, 843 nt
Organism: Fraxinus pennsylvanica
Lineage: Eukaryota; Viridiplantae; Streptophyta; Magnoliopsida; Lamiales; Oleaceae
Source: the annotation of a GenBank genome assembly
AUGAAAUCCAUAGACCUGUUUUGUGCCUCACCGGCUGCCACCGCCAUAUGUUCAAGCAUGGACCAACGCGCCACUGUACCGCAUGGCAUGAAGGCGCUCGACCGCCAUAUUCACUGCCUUGGCGACCAGCCUAAAAGCACACCACCACCACCUUGUUCAUCCCGACUCCCCAUUGAUCCUAGAACUCAUUAUCAAAAAAACAGAAAAAAUUCUUCUAAGCAAAGUGAAUUAUUACGUACAAAAAGCUCAGCUGAUGUCAAUGACCUAGGUUCUUCAAGAUACUUAUUGAGUGAUAAUCCAUUUCUUAAUUUCAUAUCAGAUUCUGAUCGCAUAUCAGAGACAGCCUUGGUUCCCAUUAAUCAGCCUGUUAGGACCAAACAUAUGGAUUCGGACGAUUUUCCAGUUUUCAAGUCUUUGUCCACUCGAUCGUACGAGUCUCCUAGGAAUAUGCCCGUAAAGCAGUAUCCGGUCUUUAAAUCUUCGCCAAUAGGCUCGAAUGAAAAUAUGCUCGUAAAGAAGUACACUUCUCUAGCGGAUAAAUCUUCGCCAACACGCUCAAAUGAUACAACUGAUGCCCCAGAAAAGCUUCCUUUAAGACACUUAAGUGAUCCUCUUCACGUUCCCAAAUCUUUAUCAACUCGAUCAAGUCAUCGUGAUUUAAAAGUUGUUGAAUUAAGGGUGUCAAUCCAUUGCAAGGGUUGCGAAGGAAAAUUGAGAAAACAUAUCUCUAGAAUGGAAGGGGUGACAUCAUUUAAAAUAGAUUUGGCCACCAAAAAAGUGACAGUAAUCGGGAAAGUGACACCUCUAGGCGUACUCACGAGCAUUUCCAAGGUUUAUGUUUGA